This is a messenger RNA of Geosmithia morbida, 2742 nucleotides long. Its product is annotated as Fungal specific transcription factor domain. Gene Ontology annotation, molecular function: DNA-binding transcription factor activity, RNA polymerase II-specific; zinc ion binding; DNA binding. The record is from RefSeq and is a predicted model, not a curated record. Gene Ontology annotation, biological process: DNA-templated transcription; regulation of DNA-templated transcription. Lineage: Eukaryota; Fungi; Ascomycota; Sordariomycetes; Hypocreales; Bionectriaceae. The transcript has 6 exons. Bases 1 to 2742 code for a protein of 913 amino acids.
AUGUCCAACGACGCCAACGCCCGCCGCAUACUCCCUCAGGCCUCUCAAUCCGCGCAGAUGAGCUCCUUCGCAUUCGCCCCCCAGCAGCAGCAGCAGCAGCAGCAGCAGCAAUACCCUCAACGGGAGACACAAAAGAACUAUGUCUUUGUUGACGAACAUAACCGCCACAAGCGCCUCAAGGUUAUGAGGGCUUGUGAGGGCUGCAGGCGGAGAAAGAUCAAGUGCGAUGCUGCCACGAACAACACCUGGCCGUGCUCGUCGUGCAUCAGGCUCAAGCUUCACUGCGUCCGUCCGAAUGGGUACGAGGGCUCGGCCGACGCCUCCGGCUCCGGCGGCUCCCUCGGCCAGUCCGAUCAGUUCCAGCAGAUGACGAUGCCACCUCAGCAGCAGGCGCAGCAGCAGGGGCAGCAGCCCAUGAUGCAGGCCGCCGCCCAGGUCCCCAAGGCCCACCGGGACAUGUAUGCGAAUCAGGGCUAUCCCGAUGCCUCGCAGGCCGCCUACCAGGCCGUCUCCUACGACCCUUCCCAGCAACCCAACCUCGGCUACCACACGCCCGUGCCGCCCCCUACCGUAUCUGUCAUGGACGCCUCCUCGUACGCCGCCCAGGCCAACGUCUUCCCGACCCCUCCUCUACAGCCCAACCAGAUCCAGGAACCCUCACCCGACGCAUACUCCACGCCGGACUCGUAUACCCAGCAGCAGGACCUGUCCGAGCUCCUCGGAAAUCUCAAGGUGGACGAGAAGGGAACGGCCCCCUACCUCCGUAACAAGGCCUCAUUCCGCCGGGAAGAGGCCCCCGCCGUCGAGGACGAGGAGGACUUCUCCGCCAUGCUACCCCCCGUCACGGCCGGCCCCGGCUCCAAGAUCCGAAUUCCGCCCGACCUGAUGCCCGCCGAGGAGGACUCCUUGAGCUAUAUCGAAGCCUUCUUCGCCUACAUCCACCCUUACGUGCCCGUGCUCAACAAGGCCACCUUCUUCCACCAGUGGUACACCAGCCGCGAGUCCAUCUCCCCCCUCAUCCUCGAGGCCAUCUUCGCCAUGGGGGGUCGCCUAUGUGACGACCCGUCCGACGGGCAGCAGUGGCUGGCCCUCGCCUCCAGACACGCCGACUCCUUCAUGGACAUUCCGCGCCUCAGCACUCUCCAGGGCCUGCUUCUUCUCCUCAAGGCCAGGGAGGCUGCCCCCAAGCGCGGAUACUACUACCGCUCCUGGAUGACGGUUGUGCAGUGCGUGCAGAUGGGCAUCGAUCUCGGCCUCGAUGAGCAUUUCGAGGAUCACGAGGCCGGUCGCGGCUGCGAUCACAACCCAGCCGACUGCCAUCUGCGAACCAGGAUAUGGAACGCCGUCUUCGUCUGCGAGGUCAUGGUCGGAGCUCCCCAAGGUCGCCACGAUCUCUCAGUGCCCAUAGACAGCGUCGACUUUAGCGUCCCCCAGCUGCUCCCCGGCGCCGAUGAGCAUGAGUACCACACCUCGCGCAACUUUGUCUACCUUGCCCGCGUCGUGCACAACGUGAGGAAGCUGGGUUCGACGUAUAUGAGGGUUCGCAAGAAGAAGGAUUGGGGCAUCGACCCGGAGGUGCAGCAGCUGAAUCGGGGCUUCGACAAUUUCCUGGCCGAGCUCCCCGCCGACCUGGCCGUCAACUUCCCGGCCGACGGUUCCCCUCCCUGGAUCCCGUCAGCCUUUGUCGGGAACAUGCACUCGUACUACCACCUCACCCUCAUCCUCUUCCACCGCCCUCAGCUCUCCUUCUUUGACCCCGGGACGAAUCCGCAGCAGUGGAAGCACCACAUGCUCGCCUGCUACGAGUCCGCAAAGGCUCUCUGCCGGCUCCAGGAGGCCGUCAUCAACAUGGAAGGCCUAGAAGGUCUCCAGUCGAUGCAGCGAGGCUACAGCUUCACCGUCUACGCAGGCCUAUCAUGCAUCGUCCUCCAUCUUAUCGCCAUUGUCUCCCCCGAUCCAGACCUAAACUCGGAUGCCAUCCAGUUCUUCACACGACACAUGAGAAUCAUGGAGAAAGUGAUGGAAGUGUGGCCCAUGCCCGAGCUGCGGCAGCAGGUCGAGGCCGUGCGUGAAGCCUUCUCAGCCGACACGCGCAGGGCCUUCGUGCUGAAGCCGAGCUUCCCGUACGGUAGCCCGCGCCUAUCCAACUCGUCCAGUCCGCCGCAGGAUCAGCCGCAGUCGUACCGACGACCUCCGAACCGCCUGUCAGUCCUCGACCAGCACAUGGCCGCUGCUCAGGCUCAUCAGAACGUUAGUUAUGCCGGACAUCCCAUCUCGCCCCCGGUCUCAACCGGCGCCAUGGACAGCAAAGGUGACUCUCCCGCCGGCCAGCCCCUUGUCAUGAUGUCCCAAGGUGGGCAAGGUCCAGGUGUCCAACAGAACAUGUCCAUAGCGGACCAUCCGGCAUGGAAUCCGUCCAAGAUUCUGGAACAAUGGAACACAACGUUCGGUACGCCACCUCCAAGUGAUACAGGAUCCUUCUCCCAGCAGGCCAGGCCACUAAACCUAUCACCAUCAGCAGGCGCUAGCGAGAUGCCCAGCAUACCAGAGUACCCCGGAGCAAACGACAGCGGUCUCGCGUCGUCGGACGCGCAAAUUUCACCGCAGCAGUACCAGACCGCCAAUAUUCCCAACUUUGUCACGCCAGCCAUGUGGCAGGAGUCGGUGGCCAGCGUGUAUGAGGGGGGACUCAAACGGGGCUGGGAUUUUGACGACGGGUCCUCGAUGAUGAAGAGACGAUGA